Molecule: messenger RNA, 331 nt
Organism: Chinchilla lanigera (long-tailed chinchilla)
Lineage: Eukaryota; Metazoa; Chordata; Mammalia; Rodentia; Chinchillidae
Product: cytochrome c oxidase subunit 8B, mitochondrial-like
Exons: 2
Coding region: 58-270 (70 amino acids)
Biological process (GO): mitochondrial electron transport, cytochrome c to oxygen
Cellular component (GO): mitochondrion
Source: RefSeq, a predicted model, not a curated record
AGCGCCCAGUCAAGCAGAACAUACUCAGGACACUCAGGAAGGGGCUCAGGUUGAGCCAUGCUGAGGUUGGGCCCUGUCACGCAGCUGCUCCAAGCACCCUUCAAGUACUGGGUGGUUUCCAAGGCCCACAUCUCUGCCAAGCCAGCCAGAACCCCCACUUCCCCUAUGGAACAGGCAGUGGGGAUCUCUGUCAUGUUCAUCACCUUCCUGGUUCCUGCGGGCUGGGUCUUGUCCCACCUGGAGAGCUACAAGAAGAGCUCUGUAGCAUGAAGACCCCACAGACUCACAGGGCACAGCUCUGAAAGAUAACAUUAAACUUCCUUCCACAUGC